Messenger RNA from Penicillium hordei, 993 nucleotides. RefSeq lists its product as uncharacterized. The record is from RefSeq and is a predicted model, not a curated record. The transcript has a single exon. Bases 1 to 993 code for a protein of 330 amino acids. NCBI's taxonomy places the organism in Eukaryota, Fungi, Ascomycota, Eurotiomycetes, Eurotiales, Aspergillaceae.
AUGGAUCUUGCAUCCGCCCGGGGGACCAAACUCAGUGAUAUAGUAAUCGAUCACCGUCCUAGCACAGGCCGUGGCAAGAAACUUACUCUUGCGGAAGAGGGUGUUCUAAGGAGACUCUAUGAACAAGCAUUGCCCUCCGUGUCCAAUGGUGAACUGCCAGCGAAAGGGUUCUGGGUGAAUCUCGCGUCGCAGUUUCACGAGCAGACCGGUCGAGAGUAUUCGUGGUUGUCUGUGAAGCGGCGGGCUGCAGGUUGGGGUCAGAAAUCUGUAGAAACCGACCGGCGACUGGAUACCUCUCGUGCUAGCGAGCUCGAGGUUGAGAGUUCGGUACCUAGGCCAAGUCAUCAAGAAAUUGCUCAUGAGUCCCCACCCAAGGAGGGUUCAUACAACAGCGAACAACCCACGCUAUCACAAACAAAACCUUCCCCGCACGCUCGAGAUUCGAACCCCUCGGAGUUGUCUCAACUUGAAAGAAGCCUUGAUGUCGGCGACUGGUUGCAACACAGUUGGUUUUCGGGUGGCCAGGACCCAAGUCAAGACACCAGUGGGAACCCCAGACCCCCUGGCCUGUCCCAACCCCGGCCCCGCUCAAGAUCGCCCCAACGUGUAUCGCAGCCCAGAUAUCGUCGUCGAUCUCCUUCACCGACCAGACGCACCAAAGUUGUCUCCAAACGGUUGCAUCAGCAGCUGGCCUCUUCCUCCGAUGGAAUAGGCACACCUGGCCCCAACCCUUUGUCUGGCUUCUCCCCAGCCUACGAAGAGGUGCAGCUCAGCCAUCCGAGUAGACGAAACCCCCCUGGACUCAACCGUAUCCGCGAGACAGUAGAGAAAGAUGAGCCUAAAAACCCUGAGAGCCACCCUCGUGAUUCAGAAAGAUCGAAACCCCGAGAGAACAACAUCAGAAACGGUCGUCUUGUGUCGCCGCACUUAUCUAAGCAAGAUGACUUACCGCUGGCCCCAACUCGGAUUAUGAGAAGGCAUGUUGCAAAAUGA